Molecule: messenger RNA, 1563 nt
Organism: Lindgomyces ingoldianus
Lineage: Eukaryota; Fungi; Ascomycota; Dothideomycetes; Pleosporales; Lindgomycetaceae
Product: FAD-binding domain-containing protein
Exons: 3
Coding region: 1-1563 (520 amino acids)
Molecular function (GO): FAD binding
Source: RefSeq, a predicted model, not a curated record
AUGUAUUCAUCGGUAGGGGCAGUAUUUUGCACCCUUCUAGCCAGCUCUUCGGCAUUCCAGAGCUUCGAGCUUCGAGCAUCCACAAAUACGUCUGAUCCUUCGACGGCCUGCAGUGUCCUCAAGCAAUCAUAUCCAAACAUUACAUUCCUCCCAGAGGAUGACAGAUAUACUACCGAAAACGAAGCUUCAUGGACCUCAGCAGCAUGGCUCGGACCCGCCUGUAUCUUUGCCCCGGCCUGCGCGAAUCAACUUUCAUUCGCCGUGAAGACCUUGGUCAAUACUUCGACAUUGUUUGCCAUGCGUGGAGGCGGUCACAUGCCGAUCUCGGAUGCCGCAAAUAUCAACUCUAGCGGGGUCCUAAUAUCCAGCACGAACUUGAAUACCCUUCAGCUGUCUGACGACAAGCAGACCAUGUCCAUCGGUCCAGGGCCACGAUGGGGCGAUGUAUUUAAUUACUUGGAAGGCACGAACUUAACAAUCGUUGGCGGAAGACUGGGUCCAGUGGGCGUGCCUGGCUUGCUAUUAGGCGGCGGUAUUUCCUGGUACAGCUAUAAGUACGGUAUGGCAUCUGCAGGCGGGAAGAUAAAAGCAUAUGAGGCUGUCCUCGCAGACGGGACCAUCGCAACCAUCACCGCUAAUUCCUCCUACUCCGACCUCCAUUGGGCCCUCCAAGGCGGCGGAAACUCCUUUGCACUAAUAACCCGCUUCGACUUACAGACUUUCCCCUCCGGCCCUACCCUCAUGGCAGAAGCCUCAUACGGCUCCUCCAACACCACCCGCGACGCCUGGCUCUCUGCAAUCCUAAACUUCGCGCUCACUAGCCACGAAGACACGUCCGCUGCAAUCAUACCGGUAGCUAGAUGGGGACCAAAUUCAACAGCUCCGAGCUACGAAACCACGCUCUUCUAUGCCAAUUCCGUCGCUCCUUCAACCGGCGUAUUCGCGGAAAUGGUGAACGGAAAUACCACAACGGGGUUGAAAGCGCUGAACGGGUCUUCAACACUGCAACCACUGACACUUGCGCAAUAUGGAGCCGCUGUUCGUCCAGCGUUUAAACCUGGCGGAGAAUCCUACGGCUUGCGGCAGAAAUUCCGGGUUAUCAGUACGAAAGCAACGAUGGAAGCUUUGCGCAUUGUCCACGAUACAUACAUAGCCGGACUAAAAUCCAGCGGGAUAGCGAACCGGCUCCCAGGCUUCUUUUCUGGCCUUGCAUUCAACGCUGUCACCAAAACGUUUGCAGAGAAAUCGGCGGGUAUGCCGCAGAAUGUUCCCCCCGAGCCGGCGUUUUGGAUCGAGCAGAGUUUAACAUGGGAGGCUGCGGAAGAUGAUAAAGAGGUUGAAGAGUGGCUGUCUAGGGUUGAUGAGGAGAUUUAUGAGAAGCUGGAGGAAGUGGGAGGUGCAGGCAGGUAUGUGUAUUUGAAUGAUGCGGAUAAGGGGCAGGCAGUUUUUGAAGGCUAUGGGGAGGAGAAUGUAAGGAAGCUGAAAGAGAUUAGGGGGAAGUAUGAUCCUGGGAGGGUUUUUACAGAGCUUAUGCCUGGGGGUUUUAAGGUAGAAGGGUCGUAG